Messenger RNA from Cololabis saira (Pacific saury), 1771 nucleotides. RefSeq names its product tubulin alpha chain-like. The record is from RefSeq and is a predicted model, not a curated record. Gene Ontology annotation, cellular component: microtubule; cytoplasm. NCBI's taxonomy places the organism in Eukaryota, Metazoa, Chordata, Actinopteri, Beloniformes, Belonidae. Bases 138 to 1487 code for a protein of 449 amino acids. Gene Ontology annotation, biological process: mitotic cell cycle; microtubule cytoskeleton organization. Gene Ontology annotation, molecular function: structural constituent of cytoskeleton; GTP binding. The transcript is spliced from 4 exons.
GCACUGCGGCUGCUCGCCCACCUGACAGUACUUACUCACCCGGACCACGUUGACGGCCGCAGGGAGAGGCUGCAGAAAAACCCACAACCAGCUAAGAAAAGUCUUCUGUUUGAGGUCAUUUGCACUGAGAUUUUACAAUGCGUGAAUGCAUCUCCAUCCACGUGGGCCAGGCCGGUGUUCAGAUGGGGAACACCUGCUGGGAGCUCUACUGUCUCGAGCACGGCAUCCAGCCAGACGGUCAGAUGCCGAGCAAAAAGGCGAUCGGUGGCCACGAUGACUCCUUCACAACCUUCUUCAGUGAGACUGGAUCUGGGAAAUACGUCCCACGGGCAAUCUUUGUUGACCUGGAGCCGACUGUCAUUGAUGAAGUCCGAACAGGAACCUACCGUCAACUCUUUCACCCUGAACAGCUGAUUUCAGGAAAGGAGGAUGCGGCAAACAACUAUGCCCGAGGUCACUACACCAUCGGCAGAGAGAUCAUUGACUCUGUCCUGGACAGGAUCCGCAAACUGGCUGAUCAGUGCACCGGUCUCCAAGGCUUCUUGGUUUUCCACUCCUUUGGUGGAGGAACCGGCUCUGGUUUCACCUCCCUGUUGAUGGAGAGACUCUCUGUUGAUUAUGGGAAGAAGUCUAAGCUUGAGUUUGCCAUCUACCCGGCACCUCAGGUGUCCACAGCAGUGGUGGAGCCUUACAACUCCAUCCUGACCACCCACACCACCCUGGAGCACUCUGACUGUGCUUUCAUGGUGGACAAUGAAGCCAUCUAUGACAUCUGCCGCAGGAACCUGGACAUCGAACGCCCAUCCUACACCAAUCUCAACCGCCUUAUCAGCCAGAUCGUCUCAUCCAUCACAGCCUCACUCCGCUUUGAUGGAGCCCUGAAUGUUGACCUGACAGAGUUCCAGACCAACUUGGUGCCUUACCCUCGUAUCCACUUCCCUCUUGCCACCUACGCGCCCGUCAUUUCAGCCGAGAAAGCGUACCACGAGCAGCUGUCUGUGGCCGAGAUCACAAACGCCUGCUUCGAGCCAGCCAAUCAGAUGGUGAAGUGUGACCCGCGUCACGGCAAGUACAUGGCCUGCUGUCUGCUGUACCGUGGUGACGUGGUGCCCAAAGAUGUCAAUGUAGCCAUUGCUGCUAUCAAGACCAAACGCUCCAUUCAGUUUGUGGACUGGUGUCCCACAGGCUUCAAGGUGGGUAUCAACUACCAGCCUCCAACUGUGGUUCCUGGAGGAGACCUGGCCAAGGUGCAGAGAGCUGUGUGCAUGCUGAGCAACACCACAGCCAUCGCUGAGGCCUGGGCCCGACUGGACCACAAGUUUGACCUCAUGUACGCCAAGAGGGCCUUCGUCCACUGGUAUGUUGGAGAGGGCAUGGAGGAAGGAGAGUUCUCCGAGGCAAGAGAAGACAUGGCUGCCCUGGAGAAGGAUUAUGAGGAGGUGGGGAUUGAUUCAUUUGAAGAAGAUGAGGAAGGUGAAGAAUAUUAAAGGGGCUGUGUUGUUAUUUUCAGGGAAAACAUUAAUCUUAGCUACUACAGUAUUUAUUUAGAAAAACAACCUCCAUUUGGUAUGCUCGUUUCAAAUUCAGAGAUAUGCUUUUCUUUUAACUUUUUAAGUUUGCCAUGAAUGUAGGGUCUUAAGUUGUGUUUUUAUUCCCUUCAGAAUUCUUUCUUUGGCCGGUUUGGGUGUCUUCUUGUUUUUGUAUUAAAAUUAUAAAUUUCAGUGGCCUGAAUUUGCUUCGUGGUGUUGCUCAAUAAAUCCUAUAAAAUAUA